GCUCUUGGACGUAUUGCCGCCGUAGCCGUUGCACCGCCGUCAUCCAGGCUUUGUCAUCCGGCAUUAGUCACGUCGUCGUUUUCACGCCAUUGUCGUCGUACAGUCGUCAGGCAUUCGUUGUCGCGCCGUCGCCGUGAUGUCGUCGUCGUCGUUCCACUCGAACACGGUUAUACCACUCUCAACAGCCGUCGCCGUCACAAAGUCGUCAUACCAUUGCCUUCGUGUCGUAGUCGUCAGGCUGUCGUUUUACCAAGUUUGUAACGUCAGGAUCGUGAUACCACAGGCGUUAUGCCGUCGUCAAGAUAUUGCUUUCGUCGUUCCAUCGAUGUCGUUUCCUUUCAUUAAUACUAGCGUAAUCAUGUUGUCGUCAUUCUAUUGUUAAUAUACCGCAUGCCAUCGACGCCAUGCCGUGGUGGCUGCCAUUGUCGCCAUACAGUCGUCGGGAUGCCGUCAGACUCGUUUUAUCGCCGUCACUACAGCUUCAUCAUACGACUAUCAUUUACCGUCGUAGUCUCGCCAUCGUCGUAAUGCACACCUCGUGACCUCAUUGUCCUCGUACUAUUUUCAUGCCAUUGUUGUCAUUGCGUCGUCAUCAUGAAUUCGUUGUCAUACCGUCACCAUCCUGCCGUCGUCAUCACGUUGUCCUUGUUAUUUUCUAGGCACUAUAUACUUGUGGUUCCAGCGUCGUCUUUCCUUAUCCGCCAUUUGAGCGUAAUAACGCCGUCGUCAUUCAAUCGUGAAUACGCCGUCGUUGUCAAGGCAUUGACGUCAUCACGUCGCCACCAAAAAGCCUCCGUCGGGCAUUCGCUGUCAUAUCAUUUUCGUCAUUCCGUCGCGGGGUCACCGUCCUCGUCGUUCCAGCUUCGUCAUCCUCUUGUCGUUACACACUCGCCGCAAUUCGGUGUCCUCAUGCGCUACUUGCCACGCUGCUGUCUUUACACCAGUGUAAUCACUUCAAAAUUGUCAUUUCAUUGUCAUCAUGUCCCUUUCGUCAUGUCUGCAUCACCGCAGUUAUUCCUUCUUCAUUCCAUCUUUGUCACUGUAGCCUGCCCUUCACUAUAUUCAUCAUAUUUUCGCGCUUUCAGUGCUUGUGCUUAUACGGGAUGGAAAAUUCCGUUCUCUACGCUUGAAUUACCGCCAGUUACUCGAUCUCGAAGUUUGUAGACAACGUGCGCUUAAGAAUGCAUGCUUCAUUUCUUGCGCACCCUUUCCGAAGAGGCAGGUGAGGCCAACGCCGGGAUAUCUGACCAAAGUGCAGGAACACGAAUAACGAGAAUAGAUAGAACAGCGUUGUUGAUAGGUACGCGAGGAAGGUCAAGUAGAUAUGAAAUCUACGUCAUCAUAGCUGCAUUACAGCUGACUUGCGACAACUCAAGCCGGAUAAGAACCCAAGAAAGCAGUCGCCCCGUUUAACCAGUGCGAAAGAACGUAGUCGAAAGAACCAGUGCGAAAGAACGUAGUCGAGCUGCUACCAUGCACGAUCAGGGAACAAGUGUGGUGCACGUGUUGAGCGGGCAUGCCGUCACCGGCGUGAACUGGAGACCAACGUGGUUUGCCGAAGACGUGCCACAUUCGCGCAUCUGUGGCCUCUGCCACACGGUACCCGAGAGGACGGUGCUGUUGCCGUGCUCGCACUUUCUGUGCGGUGCCUGUAGCGCGGCGAGAGAUCAAGAUGGCCGCUGCGUGUGCCCCUUGGAUAUGAAGACAUUCGAAGAGGACGAGUGCUCGUGGAUUGACUUCCCUGCCAGGAGAGCGAUAAAUCUGAAGGCACACUGCUGGAAUAGGGCUGAUGGCUGCGACUUCGUAGGUACAAUCACAGCUGCAUUGCAACACUACGAGACAGAAUGUGCCCACCACGGCCUCAAGUGUCCGCGGUGCGAACGAAGGGUACUGCACCGAGACCUCGGGGCACAUUACGUGGCGGGGUGCGCUCGAAGUGAUCCCUCUGCAAGUGGUGCACAGCCAAAUCUGCAGAAAAGUUCACUGACCAGUCGUGGUGUGAGUGCCACGCUGGAGGAAAUCACGUCCUUGAGAGGAUUGUGUCACGACCAGCUGUCUGCUCUUCAGAUAAAAGUUAACGGGCUCUUGGAACUAUCCAAAACCUCGGAUGCAGCGCGAAAUCCGGAUAUCAGCCGCGUGGUCAGGGACUUGGAAAACAGCUUGGCAUGCAAGUUGUAAGGAAUAGCGGCCCAAAUCACCCCUAUCUUCACGCGUCUACUGAAUGCCGGUCUGAAUAAACUAAAGGCAUUUCUCAGGGAACCAGGGAUUGAUCAAGUGCCUAAUGGGCAGACUGAAAUUAACAAACUCGCUGAAGAAUCUAGGGCUCGCGAAACCGCCUACUUAGAGAAAACCACUGGUGUCCUUAGAGACUCUGAAACUAAAUUGAAGGCAGAAGUGAACAAAGUUAGGGCGAAUAUUUCUGCGACGCUGACGCAGCAACAUCGGUCUCUGGAAAGAGCAGUUGAUUCUUUGCCGCGGAAAUGCGUAUGUCCGGAGAAUGAAGAGGCCGCUGUUGUAACCGCUUCAGGGGAAUGGAAGAUUCCGUGGCAUUUGGGAAAAGAAGCUAAUUCUGCUAAAGUUGGAAGCCUUCGCUUGCGCAUUCAUGAGCACUCUAGAAUUAUUUCGCCAAGAAAACCAGCCACAGCAGAUCGACUAUUCGUUUGGGAUCAUCCACGCGAUCUCUCGGUUGAGGCGGUGCCCUAUCAUGUCUCAUGGCAAAGCGUAGAGUACAUCCACUGCCUACUAUAUGACCGUGAAAAACGCUGAUAAACUAUUCAACUCUAAGCCCGCCUUUUUUGCCGGGUGUAUGAACUGGCCGAGUAGGGAUAUCUGCUUCAAGGUAUUCAUUUCCGCGUACAGGCUCUUUUCACCACGUUUAUAUGCGGAAGUGCGGUACAUCUGUAUGUCGGGGUCUUCUCACAUAUUCUGGGACGAUUUUUCGCGGACAGCACUAAACAGCAAUCCACACGAUAACCUUUCCAUCAGUAAAGCAACGCCGCACGAUUACCACUAUAUAACGGUAUUCCAAAUUUUUCUCCGAUAUUCAGUGUAACACAAGAUAAGCUCGACGCGGGCGGCUUUAUAAGAAACGGAUAUUUGAAGUUUACGCUUGACAUUUUUAUGAAAACGUGUUUCGGGCCUUAAACAGAGUUAAGCUAUAAGUAAAGCUUAGUUCCAACCAAUUCUAGUGCUUCAUUCGCACACACAAAAGAGUCUAUCGUUUGGCUGCUAUCGUUACAUUACCGCCUCUGAUGGGUUUGUUUCUAGCACCGAGAGUUUUGUGCCAGCAUGCAUGAGCAUUUUGACUCAUAUCACGGCAAGAAACUAUUAAAGUUUCUAGCGAUUUUAAAAACUUCUCAUGCAUUUUUUUUUACUUAACAGCACAAAGGCAAGAAUCACGGCGCGGUUCGACAAAUAGACUUCGGCCAAAAAUGAAGCUUCGAUAACGCGAGCCUUUUAAAGAGCUGUCCAGAUAUUUUCAAAUUCAGCUUUGUAACCUUUUGUUCAUGAUAAACAUGUUGGUGAAUAAAGCACUGUAGUGAGCCUGUUACUGAGAAUGUAUAGAGGUAGGCUGCAUCCUCUGUGGAGCGAGACUAGCGAUUCGCUGCGCAUAACUGGACGCUGGACACGCGUGCAUUUGUUAGUGUCGUGUCGCAGUGCGGCGUUGCGCAUGUUAAUGGAUCGUUUGUGCACCUUCACAUCAUUUUGCGGUAUUAUUUUUUUUUUUACACUUUUCAGUACGUGGUGUCUUUUCAUGCGCCUAUGUACAGCGAAAUAAAAGCCUAUGCACGCUUCA
Dermacentor andersoni is the source of this 3796-nucleotide messenger RNA. The record is from RefSeq and is a predicted model, not a curated record. NCBI's taxonomy places the organism in Eukaryota, Metazoa, Arthropoda, Arachnida, Ixodida, Ixodidae.